Messenger RNA from Rhea pennata, 2574 nucleotides. It is a transcript of the gene TTC13, whose product is annotated as tetratricopeptide repeat domain 13. The transcript has 23 exons. Gene Ontology annotation, molecular function: protein binding. The record is from RefSeq and is a predicted model, not a curated record. NCBI's taxonomy places the organism in Eukaryota, Metazoa, Chordata, Aves, Rheiformes, Rheidae. Bases 1 to 2547 code for a protein of 848 amino acids.
AUGCGCCCUGGGAAGAUGGCACCUGCCGCGGGCUGCUGGGCUGCGAGGGUGCUGUGGGCGCUGCUGGCGGCGGCGCUGGCCCGGGGCCGGGCGGCGCUGGCCGUGACCGAGCAGUACCCGGCCUUGUCCCUGCUUAAGCAGGAGCUGCACCGGCAGCGCCAGGGCCCGGCGGCGGGCUGCGCCUCGGCGGGGGAGUGGGUAGAGCAGUACUCGGCCGAGUGCGACUCAUCCUUUUUGCACUUCUAUGAAUCUGACUGUGACAUAAGAGGAUCUUCAUCUUGCGAGUCUGUGCUUUCUCUCAACACUGAAAAAAUCUUGAGCCAAGCGAAGUCACUUGCAGAGCAAAAAAGAUUUCCAUUUGCUACUGAUAAUGACAACACAAAUGAAGAGUUGGCAAUUGCUUAUGUGUUGAUUGGCAGCGGCCUGUAUGAUGAAGCCAUACGGCAUUUUUCAACAAUGCUGCAGGAAGAGCCAGAGCUGGUUAGUGCAAUUUAUGGACGAGGGAUAGCAUAUGGGAAAAAAGGACUACAUGACAUGAAAAAUGCUGAACUUGCUCUGUUUGAGUUCAGUAGGGUAAUUAGUUUAGAACCAGAUCAUCCUGAAGUAUUUGAACAGCGAGCAGAAAUAUUAUCCCCACUAGGCCGGAUUAGUGAAGCUUUAUCUGAUCUUACCAGAGCUAUUCAGCUGCAACCCUCGGCACGACUCUACAGGCACAGAGGUACCCUUUACUUCAUAUCUGAGGAUUAUGCAACAGCCCAUGAAGACUUUCAGCACUCAUUGGAACUGAACAAAAAUCAGCCUAUAGCUAUGCUUUAUAAAGGCUUAACCUUUUUUCACAGGGGACUUUUGAAGGAAGCCGUUGAAUCAUUCAAAGAAGCUCUGAAGCAGAAAGCAGACUUCAUAGAUGCAUAUAAAAGUCUGGGACAAGCAUACAGAGAGCUUGGCAACUUUGAUGCUGCUACAGAGAGCUUCCAGAAGGCUUUGCUGCUAAAUCAAAAUCAUGUUCAGACAUUACAGCUCAAAGGAAUGAUGCUUUAUCAUCAUGGUAGCUUAGAUGAAGCACUGAAGAAUUUUAAGAGAUGUCUGCAGCUAGAACCAUACAAUGAAGUAUGCCAGUAUUUGAAAGGUCUCAGCCACGUUGCAAUGGGACAGUUUUAUGAAGGCAUAAAAGCUCAAACUAAAGUGAUGUUAAAUGAUCCACUACCAGGCCAGAAGGCCAGCCCAGAAUAUCUGAAAGUAAAAUACCUCCGAGAGUAUUCUAGAUACUUACAUGCACAUCUGGAUACCCCUCUUACAGAAUAUAAUAUUGAUAUAGAUCUUCCUGGAAAGUUCAAGGACCACUGGGCCAAAAAUCUUCCUUUUCUUAUAGAAAAUUAUGAAGAACAGCCAGGAUUGCAGCCACAUAUAAAAGAUGUGUUAUUUCAGAAUUUUGAAAGCUACUAUAAGCCUGAUGUGCAAGAACUCGUAUGUGUAGCUGAUCAUCUGGGUUCAAUGAUGCAGUAUGAGACACCAGGAUUUCUUCCAAAUAAAAGAAUACAUAGAGCAAUGGGAUUGGCCACAUUAGAAGUAAUGCAAGCUGUACAGCGGACUUGGGCAAACUCAAAAGUUCGGAUGAAUGGGAAAACCAGAUUGAUGCAGUGGAGAGAUAUGUUUGAUAUUGCUGUAAAAUGGCGAAGGAUAGCUGACCCCGACCAGCCUGUACUUUGGUUAGAUCAAAUGCCUGCCCGAAGCCUUAGCAGAGGUUUUAAUAAUCACAUUAAUUUAAUCAGGGGACAAGUCAUUAACAUGAGGUACCUGGAAUAUUUUGAGAAAAUUCUUCAUUUUAUCAAAGAUAGGAUCCUUGUUUAUCAUGGUGCUAAUAAUCCAAAAGGACUAUUAGAAGUUCGAGAAGCAUUGGAAAAGGUACAUAAAGUAGAAGAUCUUCUUCCCAUAAUGAAGCAGUUUAACAGUAAAACAAGAGAUGGGUUUACUGUGAACACUAAAGUCCCCAGCCUCAAGGAUCAAGGGAAAGAAUACGAUGGAUUCACAAUUACAAUAACAGGAGAUAAAGUGGGGAACAUACUAUUUUCAGUAGAAACUCAGACAACUGAAGAAAGAACACAGCUGUAUCAUGCAGAAAUAGAUGCACUAUAUAAGGAUCUAACAGCUAAAGGAAAAGUACUAGUUCUAUCUACAGAGCUGGAGGAAGCAGAUGCUGUGUGCAACUUGAUCCUGUCAUUAGUUUAUUACUUCUAUAACUUAAUGCCUCUUUCAAGAGGUUCCAGUGUGAUAGCUUAUUCAGUGAUCAUGGGAGCACUAAUGGCGAGUGGAAAAGAAAUAUCAGGAAAGAUCCCUAAAGGAAAGCUGGUUGAUUUUGAAGCAAUGACAGCAGCAGGGUCUGAAGCUUUUAGCAAAAUAGCAAGGAGCUGGAUGAAUCUAAAAAGUAUUUCUCCUUCUUACAAGACACUACCAUCAGUAUCAGAGACAUUUCCAACACUGAGAACAAUGAUUGAAGUACUAAAUACAGACUCGUCUCAUUGUUUAAAAAAACCUGUAAUUGUUGUGUAAUUUAUACAAAUAAAAAGCCAAGUCUCA